CGGGCCUGGAUAGGUGCGAGGAAAGAAGAGGCUGCAGGCGCCUGAGGCAAAAAGUGGGACUUUGCUGGGCCGGCCGACCUGGAGAGCGGGCGUGCCCCGUCGGGGCCGCGGGACGGCCCCGCUUCCCUCUCCCCCAGGCGUGUAAUGUUGCUGAGGUGGCAGAGCGAGGUCGGACUCCUUCCGAAGCGCCCCUGCUGAGGGACGAAGCAGAGUUCUGUGGCUACAAACCAAAAUGGCUGGUAGCCCUGUGGGCAUGAAACUCUAACACUCCCACCCCCAGCUUGGAGGGACUGAGCACUUACAAAAGGGAAUGUUACGGUGGACAGUGCAUUUAGAAGGUGGUCCCCGGAGAGUAAACCACGCCGCUGUGGCAGUUGGACACAAAGUCUACUCUUUUGGAGGCUACUGUUCUGGUGAAGACUAUGAGACUUUGCGACAGAUUGAUGUUCAUGUAUUUAAUGCAGUCUCUCUGCGCUGGACCAAGCUUCCACCAGUGUGGACGAACAGUAGGGACCACGUGAGGGAAGUUCCCUACAUGAGAUAUGGACACUCUGCAGUGCUCAUUGAUGAUACCAUCUAUAUCUGGGGAGGUCGCAAUGACACUGAGGGAGCCUGCAAUGUACUAUAUGCCUUUGAUGUCAGCACACACAAAUGGUUCACACCGAAAGUUUCUGGAAUGGUUCCAGGAGCAAGGGAUGGACAUUCGGCUUGUGUCUUAGGAAAGAGCAUGUAUAUCUUUGGUGGAUAUGAGCAGCUGGCUGAUUGUUUUUCAAAUGACAUUCACAAAUUGGAUAGUAGCAACAUGAUGUGGAGUUUGAUCUGUACCAAGGGUACACCAGCUCGUUGGAGAGAUUUCCACUCAGCCACAAUAAUUGGGACAAAGAUGUAUGUGUUUGGGGGAAGAGCAGAUCGCUUUGGGCCAUUCCACUCCAACAAUGAGAUUUACUGUAACCAAAUCAAAGUAUUUGACACAGAUACCAACUCUUGGCUGGAUUCUCCUCCUGCUCCCCUCCUCCCUGAAGGCAGAAGGAGUCACUCAGCAUUUGGCUACAAUGGAGAGCUGUAUAUAUUUGGUGGCUACAAUGCACGUCUGAACAGACAUUUCCAUGAUCUUUGGAAAUUUGAUCCAGUUUCUUCUACCUGGAAGAGAAUCGAUCCCAAAGGGAAAGGGCCAUGUCCUCGCCGCAGGCAGUGCUGUUGUAGAGUAGGAGACAAGAUCAUCCUCUUUGGAGGCACCAGCCCAUCCCCAGAGGAAGGCAUAGGAGAUGAAUUUGACCUGAUGGAUCACUCCGACCUGUACAUCUUAGACUUCAGUCCCAGCUUAAAAACACUGUGUAAACUGGCAGUAAUCCAGUACAAUCUGGACCAGUCUUGCCUCCCUCAUGACAUAAGAUGGGAACUCGCAGCAAUGACAACAAACAGCAACAUCAGCCGGCCAAUCUUCUCCUCCCAUGGAUAGUCUGGUCUCCUGCUCUCCCUCCCAGCUGCCCUUGGUUCCCUUCCUUGCAGACCUCAUCUACUGUCUCUCUCACUGUGCAUGAAUAUUUAACCUAUUCAGGAAAGGGGCAUUCUUCACCAGCGCUAGGAGGGCUGUAUUUGCCCAUCCUGUGGUCACAUCUGUCCCACUAUAAUUUUGCCAAGACCUUUGUCCAAAAGGCAGCAUGCACACAAAACUGGACAGCGCACACUACAGAGAAGGAAGGCGGGUGUGUUUUUGCUCUCAGUAUUGGAAGCUACGGUUUACAUCCAAUCUAUUGCUGUAGCACAACUUGAAUUAAUAGGAAUAAAAGAAACACAAAUCUCAGGACUAACCGUGUAAGACCAGCAGUAUGUGCUUCACAUAAUAUCAAAGGCAAACAAAGCAAGGACUUGUCAAGGCUCAGCUUCUCUACAUCUCCUGUCAUUUUGAGUGCCUAGCCCUUCAUGUUAACCCAAGGGCUAAACUGAGUGCCCUGUCUUAAGCCAUUUUCUUUGCUCAGCUAUGAGCACAGAAAAGCAUGCCUGGUCUUUACACAUUUUAGAGCUUGGCUGGGUUUGCCCUUCCCAGUAGGCAUUGUGAGGAACUCUGUUUAUGAUACUCAAGCACUCAUUACCUUUGCAGUACUAUAGACUUCUGUGAGGUCAAAGUCUUAUGGGGGGUGGGGGGGAUAAUGUUUGACCAUUCAAGAUCUUGUAAGACAAAAUCAGAAAAAACAGAAUUUUUUCUGUGCCUGUUGCAGGAGGGGUUAACACAAGCCUUCUGUCCAGUGUGAUACACAAGCAGCAACUCUGAUUUAUAAAUACCAGAAGGGGUGGGGGAACCAAACUGGUAGAUUUGUGUCAGUGCUUUGUGUGCUGGAGGGUGAGUGGUGGACCUGUGCGGGGGUUGGGGUGCAGGAUCUGGAAGCCAUUGAAGCAAAAUGGAAGAACUGAUGUGAUUUACUGGCUAAGGGCUUGAAUUGGUAAGUCAAACUUUGCCCUGUCCAUGGACCCCCUACUAGCCUUAGGCAACCCACUCUUUCUCAGCUUCACACCACUCUGAAAUAUAGGAGUAAUACAUUCCUGCUUCACAGGGAUGUUGUAAAGAUUACAACAAAGUGUUCUGAAUAUUCAAAGUGCUAUAUAAAUGCUACAUAUUAUUUAUUAAAUUGGGCUUCAUCAUAACUCUUAUUAAACAAGGCUUUCAGCCACCCAAGAUAACUGAAGUGCCUUAAAUUUGCCUUACUAUUCCAUCAAGAUAUUUGACCCAAUAUCUUGGGUUACAUUAUUUGGGAUGGGGAAAGAAGUGAUAUUUUUGCUUGCUGUAUCACUCAAAUACAUUGCUUGCCUUGUGUUUUUGCAUCUGCAAGAGCUCAGUGUCACUUCUUAAAACUAAAGCUUAGCAUCUCAAGGUUUUAACAAAAAUCCAUGGACUGCAAAAAGCAUUAGGGAGGAGGGGUGCUUGCAUGCUCUUGCUUUUAUUCCAAGGUUCAUUUCAUACACACAAAAUCAGCCUACCAGUGUAUUCUAUCGGGUUAUCUCUGAUGCAUGAAAGCAGUUGGUGUGAUACACACAGCAGCACUGGAAAACCUAGUAUAACUGGCAAUGCAGUAAAGUUAUGGAUGUGUACAGAUAUUCACAACUAUUUUGAGGGGAGUUCAUGCUUGCAUGUGUUAGUUACAAAACACAAUAUUAUAGGAACAAUAGUACAGAGGAAACAAAUGAGAUCCGAGGAGUUCUUGUGGACGUGCAGCCUUUUUCCUCAGUCUUUCCAUCAUGGCAAAGUCACACGAUUCUAGUUCACAUGUUCAUAACAAUGUAUAACUAACCCUUCCUAGAAAGAGACACCACAGUGAGAACAUCAUUACUUGCCAUCACAUGAUCUCAAAUAGAAUGCAGUUCACUUGUUCAGCUACCAUUGAUCAAAUGUGUGAACUGCUCUUCAGACUAACUUUUAUUACAUAUAUUAUAAUAAAAAGGGCUGUCCCACCUCCAAGCCCUUAUUUUUGAAUUUUCCUUUGUAAUUUGGAUUUUCUUUGUGGAUGGACUUUGGGUCAAAUGGUUGUAGAGUGCUUGCCUCCUGACAGUUACUAUUUUUAGUUCUCCCUCCCUCCCCACACAUGCUUCCCUGGAUCAGUUCUUGGCUACCUCACACAAUUCCUGAAGAACUUUAGCAAUUCCUUCUUAGAUCAUCUGGUUCUGGGAGAAGGUCUGAUCUAGGGCGUACUGAUUCAACAGCAUUGAUAAACAAGGCAACCCUGGUGUGCUUAACUGCCUCUGCUGAGUUAAGAAGAAUGAGGUAUUUUUGUUAUAGAUUCCUCUGCUCAUCCCAGCAUCAUAUUCUUGAGUUUGAGUGGCACGCUGGAUAUCUCUGGUUCAGUUUCAGGACCUUAUCUGUGCUUCCCACCCCCAUCCACAAAAGCAACUGUGAUGAGCAGUUGGUUUUCCUGGUAUUGCUUGCUUUUGAACUCACUUCCUGCCAACCACAAACAGCCAGAAUUUAUCUUUGUCUUAUUUUUAUCCAAGAGUGGUUUCUUUUGGUUGCAAAUGGAAGCUAGAAGAUAAGUGCAGUAAAACAUUUGUGUUAAAACACUGACUACUUUUUAACAACUCAGAUUAAUUUCAGGUUUUCUUUCUGCCAAUAUGAAUAAAAGUAUGAUUCAAAUAAUUAUUUCUCAAACAGAGGCAAUAGAACUCUCAGACCUACAACACCAUGAUUCUCUGUUCCAAUGUGAGUAUGAUGCUAUUUAACUAAGGUGAUGUUUGUAGACAAACAGCUUCUUUUCCUUCAGAUAGAAGACAGGUACUCUAGUUUCCCUUUAAAAGAUUUUGAUAGCUUGAUGAGUCUUGUUUUGUGAUUUUUUAAAUAUAUAUAUAUAUAUAUAUUUCUCAAGGUCUGUGUUUAUACCUGUAUGGACAUUAUGGACUGCUUAUGGUGAGCUCCACUUUGGAGAGGAUUGAAAUUUCCAUAGAAGCUUCAAGACUACAAUUCCCAGCAUUCUUAGGCGGAAAGCCAUGGCAAGCGAAAUGGUACAAAACAAAUGGUUUUAACAUGUAACAUGACGUGUUAUACAUCCCAUAUAGCCUAUAUGGGAUAGGAUUUGGCAUGUUUUGUGUGUCCAUGCACAUGUGUGCUGCACAAGGGUCAAAAUCAGUUCUUCAUUGCUAUGUAUCUUGAUUGAUAAUAGAAGGCAGACUUGCUUUACGUGUCCUAGAAAAAUGGUACUGGCAGCAGUGCUUGCUCACUGCUACAAGGGGUUGCAGGGGCCCCGACCUCUCCCAGCCACCUUGCUUGUCUUUGCCACUACUGCUUUCUUCAAGUGGUUAUUGUACUUUACCCACUGGACUGAUUGUACAAGCUCCUCAUGAAGAGAACAUUAUUUUAAUCAGUCCCUACCUUUCUCAUUUUAGAUGACAGCGUAGUAUAGAAUAACAGGGUUUCUCUUUCAAAAUAUGAAUUUCUGCUGUAGAUCCUGGCUCUAGGCUAUAUAAAAGUACAUCUUCAGUAUUUUUAAAAAUAAUUUUUUGGGAGGAGGAAGCACCCACUGCCUUCCCAGAAAACCUUUUCCAAACAAAUAGGACAGCAAUAAUAUAAUCAGUAUACAAUCUAAGACUGUAAAACAGCAUUGUAGAACCACAAGGGGAAAUGUUACCAAAGUUUAAAAAGCAGCACAGCAACUCGCCACCCAAAACCCUGCCUCCCAAUCAAUGUUUUCCUCUGUUUCCUAUAGUGCUUUAGUUGUGCAAUUCUCCAGCCUCAUUCAAAGGAAUUUAGCUAUGGUCUGGAUGGUAAUAAUCAACUGAUAAUUAGCCUGUAUUUUCUCAGUGCUAUACCUGUCUUCUUUCUAUCUGCAAAAUGUUCUUGUAAGGAGAAAAGAAUAGCCAAGUGGUGCCAUUUUUCAUCCAGCAUGGGCCAGAAAAUGUGGGAGGAGUUGUCUCUGGGGAAAGAGGAUGCCAUCUUCAGGAUACCCCUCCUUUCUCCAUCACUUGCUGCACGUGUCCAGUUGUUUUAUGCCCUACAAAGCAAGGCUUUGCCCUCUUGCAAGGCUUUCCUCCAUUUACAAAGGGAGAAAUCCCAUAGAUUAUAAUGGCACUUCUGAGCAGGAGCUAAAAGUAAGGCUGCUGUCCUGCUGGUGCACAAUUGAUUAUUUUAAAUUCACAUUUUCAUUGUGCUGAAGUGAGGCACUCUGAAAUUGAGCAAAAAAUGUGUUUAUAUAUAUAUUAAAGGUGACAUUGAGGAAAAACUGGCAGCUUGUCCAUUUCAAUUGCUGCCUUCCUUUUUUUCUUUGAAAAAUUGGAACUUUGGAAAAUGGGCAGUGGCUAGUUGUAAAACUGAUGCGAAACCACAUUUACUCAGAAUUAAGGUCACAAUCCAUUUCCCUGCAGUAUAGCUUUUCCUCCCCACUUUUAAAGAAAAAUCACACACAGUGCUAAAUGAUGCUGAAAAGUACCUGUUUCAAAAAAGGGAGGAAAAAGGCGUGUGGUGAUCAUGCAGAGCUGGAAUAAUAGAUGACACAAUAGCGCUCGCUGCUACAUUGUGCUCAGUGUACAGACAGAACAGAGCGAGCUACACACCCCACCAAUGUUAGACCCCUUCGGAGUGUGGACAGUCAGCUUUCGCUUGUGGCAAGGGAGGAAUGAUUAGCCGUGCUCUACUUCUUGAAACAGGGAUGAUAUGUGCAAGGGUUGUGAGAGCCGUUGCUCCCUGUGGUGCAUCCCUCCUGUUCGGUCUGUGCCAAUUUUGUAAUUGGAGUGAGUUUGGCAGAUUUUUGAAAAAAAUAGAAACCCCUGCAGAACUUGUUUACCAGCAGCAAAAUGGGAUGACCAGCAAUCCUUUUCCACCCCCUGCCCCAUUUAUUUAUAGAUGUUUCCACAUUUCCAGGUUUGUGGAGACUUACUGAGAAGGGCAUCUGUUGGAAAAGAGUUAAUGCAGCUGUGGAAAGCUCAACCUUGUAUCCCUAUUAUUAUUGAUAGAUCUGGGGCAGAACUGAUCCUUUCAACCAAGUCUGAAGAAGUGGGGAAGCUUGUGCCCAUUUGUACUGGAUUAACGUUAAUGAUCUUUCAAUCCCCCAAAUCUAUGUUUUUUUAAAAAAACUCCCCUAAAAAUAAUUGAGGGUUCUUUACACAUUCUUUGCUGCUUUCUGACAUACACCUGGCCCAUGUCCUUGUAUUUCCCCAGCCCACAUGAAGAGGCACAGCUCUCUUAGGUGGGUAAUUGAUUCAGGACUGAGAGCUUAACAAGAAUGUUGUUCCAUUAAGAUUCAAAGCCUUGGUGUACUGGGCUCCAGGCUGAAAGCAAGACUGCGGCAAAUUAUAAUUCUGGAAAGUGAAGUGAAAGUACAAUGCAUUUUGUUGGUCUGAUGUAUCUUAUGUCUAGUGCACAUGCCUGUAAAUUCAUACACAUGUGCACUAGGCAGUAUGCAGUUUCACACACUGCCUUGAUAAGGAGUAUUUGGGAGCGUUGAAUGCAUACUGUUGAACUUUACAGAGUGUUGGGCUGUUUUGCUAUGAGUGAGAUCUAUGCAUGAAAGCCCCUUUCAGCUCAAGGACUGAAUUCCAUUUUGGAGAAACUCUUGGGGAGGCUGCAUUCCAGUGGAGAGAGGGGCCAAAGCGGGGAAUGGUGAGACAAAAGAUCAUAGCCAAGAAUGACAGCAUAUUUUUUAGCUUAACACUCACUGCUAGCAAUUAAGCCUUCAGAAAAGCAUUUCAGCCUUUUAGAAGACUGAAAGGAAAGGUACAUAUGCUGGGACACCACCACAUGUUUAGUAGCUUGGGGCGGGGUGGACAGAGAGGGUGCCUAUCUGUGGAACAUGGGCAGUCUGGAUUGGAACCCUAAGCAGGCCAAAUUUGGGUCCUGAGGUUCUGCAUCACCAAAGCAGACCCACUGAAAUAAAUUGGAAUUAAUUUGGUCAUCUCUAACUUGUCCCAUUGAGUUCAAUGGCUCUGUAAACAUGACUGGAUGCAACUGUAUACGUUUAACCAAAAGAGCAAUACAUGUUUGGCUUUUAAAUCGGAAGAGGAUGGAUUUUUGUAGGCAGAGUAGAUGUGGAAUAGUGAGGGGCUUAAGCAGUUAAGGAGUGUUACAUGCAAGACCCUGUUUUCAGCUGUGGAAUGUUGAAAUUAUGCAGCAUUUCCACAACAAACUCUUCCUGUAUGAAGCAUCCCUUGCAGUGUCUAUUAAACUCCUUCAAACCAA
Messenger RNA from Varanus komodoensis (Komodo dragon), 7654 nucleotides. RefSeq names its product kelch domain containing 3 (gene KLHDC3). Gene Ontology annotation, cellular component: cytoplasm. The record is from RefSeq and is a predicted model, not a curated record. The transcript is spliced from 11 exons. Lineage: Eukaryota; Metazoa; Chordata; Lepidosauria; Squamata; Varanidae. Bases 311 to 1459 code for a protein of 382 amino acids. Gene Ontology annotation, molecular function: chromatin binding; protein binding.